Exophiala viscosa is the source of this 701-nucleotide messenger RNA. RefSeq lists its product as uncharacterized. The coding region runs from base 320 to 586 and encodes 88 amino acids. NCBI's taxonomy places the organism in Eukaryota, Fungi, Ascomycota, Eurotiomycetes, Chaetothyriales, Herpotrichiellaceae. The transcript has 4 exons. The record is from RefSeq and is a predicted model, not a curated record.
GGGUCUUGCCCAGUUGAAUUCUCAUUGGUCAACACCGCCUCGUGGCCCUUUGACCUGCGCAAACUGCUGCAGGACAAAGCAACUUCAUUCUCCAAGGCCUCCAACGAUACAAACUCUCACACGUUUCGAACAUCAGGCACCAACUGUCGCCUCAUUCCAUUCAAAAGGACCUGCAGCUUCAAUUCUCCGAGAGCCAGCACAUUGGACAUUUGGGUCAGUCCUGCAGCCUGACCCCGAGCUCAUUGCAGGCGAACGAGCUUGACGACCCCAUUACCUUUCCGCCAUCACCACACAGCUCAUCUAGAGAGCAUCCGACAAUAUGAAGCCAGUUGUAUCCGCUCUCAAUGCGUGGACAUGCACUGUUAUAUCAUGCUUCGCCAUCGUCAUCCUAUCGGUCAUAGGCAGCCUCUUUGCGAGAGAUCACCACAUGAUGAUGGGACUGGAAGAAGAUCCUGAGGAUCAUACUGCAGUCGCCACAGCUGUCUUUAUCAGUGUAGCUGUCUAUGCAGGUUUCCUGGUAUUCUGCGGUUUCCAAGCGUGGCUGCAUGUACGAGCGAGUCGAAGAGGGGCAAUAUCCCUACAAUGAUAGAUGAUGCAUCAAGAGCGAUUACAAUAUUUUGAGUCAUAGUGUUGGCGUUUGGGAAGAAUCAGGCUUGCUCAAUGGAGUCCGUUAUGAGAACAUCGAAGCACGACAUGCACCA